AUGCAUGGAUCAGCAGAAAGCUCGUCAGUCAGUCUCUUGCAACUCAUGUCUACCCAGCGUGGCUGGAAAACCUAUCGCGUGCGUGGGCAGAUGUUUGAGGUGGAGGAACGAUAUACAUUGAUGUCGGUUGUGGGGCAUGGGGCGUAUGGGGUUGUGUGUGCGGCGUUUGACAGUACGGAAUUUCGAGAUGUAGCCAUCAAACGCGUCAGUCACAUUUUUGAUGAUCUUGUGGAUGGCCGACGCAUCUGGCGGGAAGUAUUAAUACAACGUAUUCUUCAAGAGAAUGGCUGCCGCAACAUAUUAAACCUUAUAAGAAUUGCGCCACCCAAAGAAGGUGUAGCAGAAUUCUGUGAUUUGUGUAUAGUGAAUGAACUUUACGAUACCGAUCUUCACGCGGCUAUUCAUCGUGCUAAAGAUACCUCUGUGAAUAUGCUUCAGCGAAUUAUGGUACGUGUACUGCGUUGUUUGGCUGACAUGCAUUCUAUGGGCAUCAUUCAUCGUGAUAUUAAGCCAAGCAAUAUUUUACUUGGGGAUAAACACGAUAGCGACAAUGCAGUGGUGUGUGACUUUGGGCUCGCACGGGCAGGCCUCUUAGAUUUAAACGAACCAUUAGAUCUCACGGACUACGUCGUUACUCGUUGGUACCGUCCACCAGAGCUCUUACUAAUGUGUCAGUAUAGUUUUCCCAUUGACAUGUGGGCCAUGGGGUGUAUUAUCGCGGAGUAUGUGAUAGGACGUCCACUGUUUGGUGGCUGUGACUAUAUUCAUCAGAUGCAGCUGGUGCUUUCCAGCGUUCCGGUGACAGGAGUUGAGUUCAUUGAGAGUCUGAGCGGAAGCGCCUUGGGAUUCAUUAGGGAAAAUGUGAUGAAAUACAAAGAUAAACGGCCACUCGCAGAUGUGUUGGAGGGUCUCUCGGCUGAAGGCAUUGAUUUGGUAACAAAGCUUCUUACCUUUGAACCCAAAAACCGGUUGACGGCGAAGCAAGCCCUGCAACACUCUUUUUUUGCCUCUGUUGGAGGCGAGGGAGUAUCGCAGUGUACUCGUCCACCCAAGAAGGACCUUUCCUUUGAUCUACACGCAGAUAUCUCAGAGGCGCAGCUGCGGCGUUUUAUAUGGGCGGAGGUGUUACACUAUCAAGAGGAGGAAACAAAGAAGAAGGGAGGGAGGCAAUCGUAG
This is a messenger RNA of Trypanosoma rangeli, 1176 nucleotides long. RefSeq names its product putative mitogen-activated protein kinase 5, putative,protein kinase. The transcript has a single exon. Lineage: Eukaryota; Euglenozoa; Kinetoplastea; Trypanosomatida; Trypanosomatidae. The coding region runs from base 1 to 1176 and encodes 391 amino acids. Gene Ontology annotation, biological process: intracellular signal transduction; protein phosphorylation. The record is from RefSeq and is a predicted model, not a curated record. Gene Ontology annotation, molecular function: MAP kinase activity; ATP binding. Gene Ontology annotation, cellular component: nucleus; cytoplasm.